Pseudoliparis swirei is the source of this 4074-nucleotide messenger RNA. It is a transcript of the gene acsl2, whose product is annotated as acyl-CoA synthetase long chain family member 2. Gene Ontology annotation, molecular function: arachidonate-CoA ligase activity. Gene Ontology annotation, cellular component: membrane; endoplasmic reticulum. Lineage: Eukaryota; Metazoa; Chordata; Actinopteri; Perciformes; Liparidae. The transcript is spliced from 20 exons. Bases 175 to 2313 code for a protein of 712 amino acids. The record is from RefSeq and is a predicted model, not a curated record. Gene Ontology annotation, biological process: long-chain fatty-acyl-CoA biosynthetic process; long-chain fatty acid metabolic process; very long-chain fatty acid metabolic process.
GAGCUCGCAACAUGUUGGAAGCUGUCCACACGGCCAGAUGCCAGCUCGCUGCCAGCUCGCUGCCAUCCGCUCCUCGGUGCCUGACAGCUCCGUGGUAUCGGCUGGACCUCCAGGGGUGGCAGCCGAGGUCGGAGGCCGCACAGCAACCCACACAUUUCAAGUGACCCGUGAGUUAUGCAUUUCCAGGAGUGGCUGCGGUCACUUCGCUCCAGCGCUGGACUCGGGGGUCCCGAAUCGGACCACCUGUGGAGUCUUGUGCCGUCGCCCCUGUGCUCCUUCUCUCUGCCUCUGUCCGCCUCCUCUCUGCUGGGCAUCGGCGCCGUGGCCUCCCUCACGGCGUACUGGCUGCUGACGCGGCCUCGGCCCAUGCGCCCUCCCUGCGAUCUGCAAGCCCAGUCUGUGGCUGUGAAUGGAGAUCCCUGCUGCCGGCGAUCGGCUCUUCUUAAAGACGACUCGCUGCUGGAGUUUUACUACGAUGACACGAGGACGGCCUUUGACAUGUUCCAGAGAGGAUUGCGGAUUGCAGGAAACGGGCCGUGUCUGGGCUUCAGAAAGCCGGCGCAGCCCUACCAGUGGAUCUCCUACGCCGAGGUGGCUGAGCGGGCGCAGGUGCUGGGCUCCGGGCUGCUGGCCAAAGGCUGCCGGCCCAACCCGCAGCAAUUUGUGGGGAUAUUUGCACAAAACAGACCAGAGUGGAUCAUCUCGGAGCUGGCCUGCUACACCUACUCCAUGGCGGUGGUGCCUCUGUACGACACGCUGGGGCUGGAGGCCAUAGUGCACAUCCUCACCCUGGCGGAGAUCUCUCUGGUGAUCUGCGACCGGGAGGAGAAGGCCGCGGCGUUGUUGGAGAACAAGGAGGCGGGCGUGACCCCGAAGCUCUCCUGCCUGGUUCUCUUCAACGACUUCAGCGACGCGUUUGUCGAGAGGGCGAAGAACUGCGAGGUGGAGGUUCUGAAACUGGAGCAUCUCAUGGAUCUGGGAAGGCAGAACCUCAAAGAUCCCGUGCCGCCCCAGCCUCAGGAUCUGGCCGUGGUCUGCUUCACCAGCGGGACCACAGGGAAGCCCAAGGGAGCCAUGAUCACCCACGGCAACAUCGCCUCCAACACUUCCUCUGUCAUUAAGAUCCUGGAGGGUUCGUUUGUGAUCCGACAAGAGGACGUGUCUAUCUCUUACCUGCCGCUUGCCCACAUGUUCGAGAGGAUGAUUCAGCUCUCUAUGUUCUGCCACGGGGCCAGAGUAGGAUUCUACCAAGGUGACCUUUCCCUUCUCAUGGAUGACAUUAAAACUCUCAAACCGACCUUGUUUCCCGUCGUGCCUCGUUUACUCAAUCGCAUCUACGACAAGAUCCUGGGUUCGGUGACCUCCCCGUUACGACGGGCGUUGCUUCACUUCGCCGUGAGGAGGAAGCAGGCGGAGCUCAGCAGCGGCGUCGUACGCAACAACAGUCUGUGGGACAGACUGGUGUUCAACAGGAUUCAGGCCAGUUUAGGAGGUAAUCUGCGGUUCGCCCUGACUGCCUCGGCACCCAUCUCCCCCACUGUGCUGUCCUUCCUCAGAGCCACGAUGGGCUGUCUGAUCUUUGAGGGCUACGGCCAGACGGAGUGCACCGCCGGCUGCACCUUCUCCAUGCCGGGCGACUGGACCGCAGGUCACGUGGGGCCUCCUUUGCCCUGUGCCAAGGUGAAGCUGAUAGACAUCCCUGAUAUGAACUACUACGCCAAGAACGGCGACGGAGAGAUCUGUAUAAAAGGCCCCAGUGUGUUCAGAGGUUACCUGAAGGACCCGGAGAGGACGGCUGAAGCCUUGGACAGCGACGGCUGGCUGCACAGCGGGGACGUGGGCCAGUGGCUUCCAAACGGGACGCUCCGCAUCAUCGACAGGAAGAAGCACAUCUUCAAGUUGUCCCAGGGAGAGUACAUCGCUCCAGAGAAGAUCGAGAACGUCUACAUACGCUGCGUCCCGGUGCUCCAAGUGUUCGUGCACGGGGACAGUUUACAGUCUCAUCUCAUCGGCAUCGUUGUACCUGACCCCGAGGUGUUCGUCAGCUGGGCUAAAGACAGAGGAUUUGUGGGAUCCUAUGAAGAGCUGUGCCAGAAUCCUGAUUUAGGGAACGCCGUUUUAGAGGACAUGAAAGCUGUAGGGAAGGAAGCAGGGCUGAAGUCCUUUGAGCAAGUGAAGGACCUCCACUUGCAUCCAGAGACGUUCAGCAUCGCCAACGGCCUUCUCACCCCCACGCUGAAAAGUCGACGCGCUGACAUCCGCAGAACCUUUCAGGAACAAAUAUCGAGCAUGUACAGCAAGACAGCCUUUUAAGGGACGCCACACACGCACACAAAAACCAAGGUUACUGGUGUCCAAUAAAGAGAUGACACAAAUUGGACAGACCCGGGAAAAGAGGAAACAUUAAAUUCUAUACGUCCAGCAGUGCCUUAUUUUGAAAUGUACAACUGUAUAUCAUUUGGAAUAUUGGUAUUUUGCCUCAAAGUUUUAAUUCAAAUCCAGCUCCUGCACAUGUGUGUAUUGUCGUAACUUCACGUGAAAAAUAACAGAUUGGGACCGAACUACUUUGACUUAGUUUUGAAGUCCAAUCUCACUUUUGUCUGUCACUAAUUCAGAGUUAUUUACUGGGAGAUUUUACUGAUACAUAAAUUAUUGUAUAGUUGAAGAGAUAAACAUCCAAGGUAAUAAGAAGCGGCCUGCAGAGACGUCAAGUUAGACAUUUCAUUUACACGGCCCUGAUUUUAAAAAGGGACAUCGAUGCUCAGAACUUGCGAUAAGUUUAGGUGUUUGGGCCGUCGUUCAGCUUUUCAUCAACACUCUUGAUCGUCUGUUGUUUUUUUUUCAUAUUGGUUCAGAAAGAUUUCAUAAACCAGUGUGAGCAAGUCAUCCAUCACCUAAAAUGAAACUGAGGGGUUCAACCAGCAUGGACUUGGUUAAAACUGAACGGUACAUACUGCUUAUGAGAUUCACUGACGGGACACUACUGACUAAUUCCAGUAAAGUGAAACUGAACAGAAAAAAAAAAAAUAGUAACAUUUUGUGUGAUUUUAAAUGAUUUAACAACUCCUGCAUUUGAGAGAAAUAUGCAGUGAUAUCCAUAAUUAAAAUCAAGGCAACAAUACAACUGUAAACAUGGUUGCUAUUCUCCGUUAAUUUAUUUCACGAUACAUUACAAUGAUGGCUGAAAAAGUCAUUUCACAGAUUUGUGUUAAUUCAUUUAUAAAAAAAACUAAAUCAAAACCCACUUACUUUUUAAAAGAAAAAUCGAACAAUUAAACUUCAUUUAGAAAAACCUUCAUUAAUACACGUGUAAUUAAGAUAUAACAACUCAAAAGACAUUCAACUAAGGAUUUAUUUAGAAUUAAAAAAUGUGGGGGAAUAAACAGAAAACAUCUGGAUAUGACACCCUUUAAAAAAAAAAAAUCCACAAACAUGAUGGAACAAUUGUUGUGCAUUACCAUCGAGUAUGUGGCGAUCACACUGAGGCAGGAAUGAAGGUGGAAACGAGAGCAAUGACGGUAUAGAUUGGUCUAAAAUCCUGGAAAGCUGAACAAACAAGUUGGCUUCUAACUGGUUGAGAAUACAGAGACUUUCUUCAGAGGGCCAAUGUGUGAGGCUUGUUCCUAACAGACAAACUGAACCACAAAACAAAGGAUGGAGAUGGUGUGAAUAAAAGGAAACGGUCAUGAUUCGUAUUGUCCACUAGAGGGCGCACCAGUCUGUUUUUUUAUUAGACCUCAACAGUAACUUGUUCUCUGCAUGCGCGGGCACAAUCUCCCUUUACUGAAGAGAGCUUUCAUGUUGCAUCCACAGCCGGGACAAUGUGGGCACUUGAUGCACAGGCGAUGUUCCCACUGCUCCCUUAUAAACCCCGAUAAAAAGCCCUCGCACAACAUGGCACACAGAUGAACUUAGGGGUCACCAGGCCAGAAUACAGAUGUGCAUGGUGUUGCUGGUAACCUGCAGUAUAUUACACAAUAGUCUGUAGUGUUUGUCAUUCAAACUGGUGAUAAAAACACUUUCACAGAUUGUUAGUAGCAUUGCAGAUGUGACUAAUAAAAACAUUCAUGCUCA